CCAUUGAGCAGAGAACGUGGGUGCCUCUUUUCAUGAAUAAAAGCAGCUUUGUUUUUGCUGAUUUUAGGCAACUUAACCGAUUUAAAUAAUGAUUUUGUCGAGAGCAAAACCAGCCAGCGGCCCUUCCACUUCUCAAAGUGCACAGGUACGAAGGCAACUUCCCAACUUGGAGGAUUUCUUAAAAGUUCGAGAUUUUACCGGCGCUUUGUGUCUAUUGGAGUUCAACAAUAACAGUGGUAAAGGCAGUGUUGAUAUUGACAUGUGGAUUGGAUUUUGCUCCUUCCAUUUGGGCGACUACAAAAAGGCGGCCCAGGUGUACGAGAGCAUUUUGAAGAAGCCCUCGAGACCCGUCGAAGCCUCUACCUACCUGGCCUGUUGCUACUUUUACCUCGGAAUGUACCCAGAAUCAGAUAAGCUUCUGCAAAAUGCGCCGGAGAGCCGAUUGAGAAACAGGCUGAUGUUUCAUCUCGCGCACAAAUUCGGCGACGAGAAGAAAUUAAUGCAGCAGCACCAGCAGCUCGAGGACGUGCUGGAAGAUCAGCUUUCACUGGCAGCGAUUCAUUAUUUGCGCUCUCAUUAUCAGGAGGCGAUUGAUAUUUACAAGAAAAUUUUACUCGAUAAUAGGGACUACUUGGCGCUGAAUGUUUAUGUUGCAUUGUGUUACUACAAACUCGACUACUAUGACGUUUCCCAAGAGGUCCUUGCAGUUUACUUGCAACAGUUCCCUGAUUCUGCGAUCGCCCUGAACCUGAAAGCGUGCAACCAUUUCAGGCUGUACAACGGACGAGCGGCGGAAAAUGAGUUGAAACCUCUUUUGGAGCAAUCUGGAAAUACUUUCGGACACGAUUUAAUAAAACACAACCUGGUGGUUUUUCGCGGCGGCGAAGGAGCUCUGCAGGUUUUGCCGCCCCUGGUGGACGUAAUUCCCGAGGCACGGCUGAACCUUGUCAUCUAUUAUUUGCGACAAGACGAGGUUCAGGAGGCGUACGCCCUGAUCAAAGAUUUGGAACCUGCCGUUCCGCAGGAGUACAUUUUGAAAGGGGUCGUGAACGCAGCGCUGGGGCAGGAACUUGGCUCGCGGGAGCACCUCAAAGUGGCGCAGCAAUUUUUCCAACUCGUCGGUGGCAGCGCGAGCGAGUGCGACACAAUUCCGGGAAGGCAGUGCAUGGCAUCGUGCUUCUUUUUGCUGAAGCAAUUCGACGACGUCUUGCUCUACCUCAGCUCGGUCAAAAGUUACUUUUACAAUGACGACAGCUUCAAUUUCAAUUACGCCCAGGCAAAAGCGGCUGUCGGAAGUUACAAAGAAGCGGAGGAAAUGUUUCUGAUGAUUCAGAGUGAAAAGAUUCGGCAAGACCCUGUUUACGCUUCAAUGCUUUGCAGAUGCUAUAUAAUGAAUAGAAAAUCGAGCAGCGCUUGGGAGCUGUACCUGCGAAUGGACACUUCGGCCGAAUCGUUCUCACUUUUGCAAUUGAUCGCCAACGAUUGCUAUAGAACAGGCCAGUUUUAUAUCGCGGCAAAAGCUUUCGACGUCCUGGAAAGAUUGGACCCAAAUCCUGAGUAUUGGGAAGGGAAGAGAGGCGCUUGCAUCGGAAUAUUUCAAUUAGUGGUCGCAGGAAUUGAGCCGAAAGAGACGCUUGCUGAGGCAGUCCAGACCCUGAGGACAUCAUCAAGACCUCAAGUAGAGCAAAUUGUCAGAGUAAUGAAGAAAUGGGCAAAAGAUAAUAGAAUUCCGCUGAACUAAAAUAUUUGUAUUAAAAAUUCC
This is a messenger RNA of Neocloeon triangulifer, 1762 nucleotides long. It is a transcript of the gene Ttc26, whose product is annotated as intraflagellar transport protein 56. Gene Ontology annotation, molecular function: protein binding; intraciliary transport particle B binding. The transcript is spliced from 11 exons. Gene Ontology annotation, cellular component: ciliary base; intraciliary transport particle B; ciliary basal body. NCBI's taxonomy places the organism in Eukaryota, Metazoa, Arthropoda, Insecta, Ephemeroptera, Baetidae. The coding region runs from base 89 to 1741 and encodes 550 amino acids. The record is from RefSeq and is a predicted model, not a curated record. Gene Ontology annotation, biological process: intraciliary transport involved in cilium assembly; intraciliary anterograde transport.